AUGUUGUUUCGGGUGCCACCAACAACGGUCAUUUUCUCCUUACAAUCUCCUCGCCAUGCAUUGCUAACUUGGCGAGAAGAUCCAGGUAGGCAUCCACGACUCGGUAGAGGAUGCUCGUGUCGCGCUCAAACUCUUCAGGAAAUGGGAGGAACUCAACAAGGAUGGCACUUUGGACAGCGUCUUGAACUCGCUGUACACAACGGGUAA
Molecule: messenger RNA, 207 nt
Organism: Cooperia oncophora
Lineage: Eukaryota; Metazoa; Nematoda; Chromadorea; Rhabditida; Trichostrongylidae
Source: the annotation of a GenBank genome assembly